AUGUCAUGGCGCUGCACAUCCUCUUUGAGAUUGCGCCAUGCAAUUCGCCCGCCCUUCCUUUCAUAUGAACGUCUGGGAGGGAGUUUCUGUUCCUACAACCCGACACGCUACAGCUCAAACACUCCUGUCAAACGAGAAAUAGUAGAACGGGAUUGCUACGACCAAUUGCCAGAGGGUGUGGAAAAAAAUAUCGAUGAUGUUAGAGCUGUAGCUGCAAGGUCGGAUCUUGCGCAACUUGUAUCGUCGAAAGCAGCUUUAAGACAGAUUGCUAAUGGACAAGAGGCUAAACGGCGAGAAAUUGCAAGGUCGAAAGAAGAUACCACAGAAGGCCAUAGCAGUGAGGGCCCGCCGGACGAAUUAACAAGUCGAAGCUGGGCGCUAGGUGACGAAGUUCAAGUCACCGGGCUCGUUCAGAGUAUACGCAGGCACAAGAAGAUUGCUUUCGCCAACAUCUCUGAUGGCAAGACUUAUCAGACGCUACAGAUCGUUCUGCUUCCCAAAUUCGCGGACAAGUUGCACAAUGGUGCAUAUGUUGAGUUGAAAGGAAUGUGGCAGGAGUCGAAGGGCUCGGGCCACACCCACGAGCUAUUGGUAAAAGAGUUGAUAUUCGUAGGCAGUUCUGACCUCGAAGCCUCUCCAAUACAGAAGAAGAACAUGACUGUCGAUCAUCUAAGAACUUUUCCACAUCUACGACUGCGUAUACCUUCUUACUCUCUAGUGAAUAGGGUCAGAAGUCAUGUUACUUCGGCUGUGCAUAAUUACUACAGCGUUCGUGGGGCCUGCUACGUACAGCCACCGUUGAUUACCUCUAGCGAUUGCGAAGGUGCUGGCGAAACUUUCACAAUAACACCCAGGCUUAAUCCUGCAGCUGACGCUGCUGGCAUGCAAUCGAAACCAUCUCACUAUUUUAGAUCGCCAAAGUAUAUGACAGUGUCGUCGCAACUACAUCUCGAAGCCUUCGCGGCUGAGCUGGGAGACGUAUGGACUCUAUCACCCACAUUCCGUGCCGAGCAGUCUGAUACGUCUCGACAUCUGAGCGAGUUCUGGAUGUUGGAGGCCGAGUUUCGACAAGUCACCGAAGUCGCAAAACUCACAGAAAUGGUCGCUGAUCUCAUGCAAAAGAUCAUCUUUUCCAUCUGGCCGAGCCCUGUGUGCAACGAACUCCGACAGUACUGGUCUGAGGACCACAAUAUCCAGGACAAAGGUCGAGUAGAUCUUGAUGCACGCUGGAAUGCACUGGCAUCGACCGAUGCAUGGAAGACUGUGACGUAUAGCGAAGCCAUGGGCAAGCUAAAAGACGCAGCGCAAUCCGACUCGAAGUUCUUUGAAUACAAGCCUGAAUGGAACCAAGGUCUACAGCUCGAACACGAACGAUGGAUCGUGGAAAACAUUGGCAAGAAUUAUCCUGUCUUCGUGACAAACUAUCCAAAGAAGCAGAAACCUUUCUACAUGUUGUCCAACGAGGACAAAUCAGAAAGCGAACCCCAGCAUGAGACAGUGGCGUGCUUUGACCUUCUCCUACCUUACGGUGCUGCCGAAGUCGUUGGCGGAUCACUCAGAGAGCACAGACUAGAGCCACUAAUUGCCAAUAUGAGAGAGAAGGGCCUGCUUCGACGACCAGCAGGAACCGACCAGAACCCGACUACAGAGGACUACCCAUUCCUGCAGCCGGGAGAAUCCUUGAAUACAUUAAAGUGGUACGCCGACCUUCGCAGAUUCGGUUCCUCUCCACAUGGUGGGUUUGGCAUUGGCUUCGACCGCUUACUGAUGUAUCUUACUGGUAUCAACAAUGUGAGGGAUAUUGUGCCGUUUCCGAGGACUUUUGGCGUAGCGCAUUGUUAG
Lithohypha guttulata is the source of this 1842-nucleotide messenger RNA. It is a transcript of the gene SLM5, whose product is annotated as asparaginyl-tRNA synthetase. Gene Ontology annotation, cellular component: mitochondrion. Gene Ontology annotation, molecular function: asparagine-tRNA ligase activity; nucleic acid binding; ATP binding. The transcript has a single exon. Gene Ontology annotation, biological process: asparaginyl-tRNA aminoacylation. NCBI's taxonomy places the organism in Eukaryota, Fungi, Ascomycota, Eurotiomycetes, Chaetothyriales, Trichomeriaceae. The record is from RefSeq and is a predicted model, not a curated record. The coding region runs from base 1 to 1842 and encodes 613 amino acids.